AUACAUAAACAACACUUCAAACUUUGGCCACACUAAAAAGUGAAUCAGAAUGAAAUUAACGAAAUAAUUUGCCCAAAACGGUACAAAAGAUAUUAAUUAUAGCAAUUUCGACUCUGAAUAUCGGGCCCAAACUCUCUCCGCUUGUGUAAGGUGCCCGCUAAAGACCUGCAGCCAUUGUGUGUGCCCCGGGGAAGCAAGUGUAAAGUGGACAACUCCCUAAUUUUGAGAUCGUCGCAUCAGUAGCAUCACAUCACAGACAUGUCCUCGCUCUCCGCGUCCGCGGAAAACGUAUCCACGCUCGGGAUUGGCGGUGGCCACGACUCCAACUCACAUCUCGGUUCGGAUGGGGGCUCCAGCAUGUGCCUGGAGCUAGCCUUGGAGGGGGAGCGCCUCUGCAAGGCGGGUGACUGUCGGGCAGGCGUGGCCUUCUUUCAGGCCGCCAUUCAGGCGGGCACCGAGGAUCUUCGCACCUUAUCAGCCAUCUACUCGCAGCUAGGCAACGCCUACUUCUACCUGGGCGACUACUCCAAGGCCAUGCAGUACCACAAGCACGACCUGACGCUGGCCAAAUCCAUGAACGACAAACUGGGCGAGGCCAAGUCGUCCGGGAAUCUCGGCAACACCCUGAAGGUGAUGGGCCGCUUCGACGAGGCGGCAAUAUGUUGUGAGCGACACCUGACCCUCGCCCGUCAGCUGGGCGACCGCCUCUCCGAGGGAAGAGCCCUCUACAAUCUCGGCAACGUCUACCACGCCAAGGGCAAGCACAUGGGACAGCGGAAUCCUGGAAAGUUCGGCGAGGAUGUGAAGGAGGCCCUGGCCAAGGCCGUGGAGUUCUACCAGGAGAACCUCAAGCUAAUGCGCGAUCUGGGAGAUCGCGGUGCCCAGGGCAGGGCGUGCGGGAAUUUGGGGAACACGUACUACCUCCUCGGCGAUUUUCAGGCGGCCAUCGAGCAUCACCAGGAGCGGCUGCGCAUCGCCAGAGAGUUUGGCGAUCGGGCAGCCGAGCGCAGGGCCAACAGCAACCUGGGCAACUCUCACAUCUUCCUGGGGCAAUUCGAGGACGCCGCCGAGCACUAUCGUCGCACCCUGGCCCUGGCCGUAGAGCUGGGCGAACGCGAGGUGGAGGCCCAGUCAUGCUACAGUCUCGGGAACACCUACACCCUGCUCCACGAAUUCAACACAGCCGUGGAGUUCCACAAUCGACAUUUGGCCAUUGCCCAGGAGCUGGGCGAUCGCAUUGGCGAGGCCCGCGCCUGCUGGUCCCUGGGCAAUGCCCACUCUGCCAUGGGCAACAAUGAGCGAUCGCUGCAGUAUGCCGAAUCGCAUCUACAGUUGGCCAAAGAGCUGCACGACCCCGUGGGCGAGAGCACGGCUCGUGUAAACAUCUCAGAUUUGCGCAAGCUUCUGGGCCUCCCAGAAACCGAGCGAAGUCCCACAGAGGAUGAGCGUUCGAGUGCCUCGGAUCACUCACAUCAGUCGGACGGAUCAGAGAACUCGCAGGGGCGAAUGAUACGCGUGCGUCGCCAGAGCAUGGAGCAAUUGGAUCUGAUUAAAAUCACGCCGGAUGGCAAGCGCUUGCACGAGGAGAAGCAGAGGGCAGCGUCUGCUGCCAACAAGAAUACAAAGGCCAAAGACGAUGACUUCUUCGAGAUGUUAUCGCGAUCACAGUCAAAGCGCAUGGACGACCAGCGCUGCUCAAUCAAGAUCAAUCUAAAUGGUCCGCCUGUGGCUGGAGCUGCCACAGGAGGAGCCACGCGAAAGCCGCUGGUGCAGCAGAAUUCUCUGUUUGUGGACCCCACGAAUCUGCCUGGCCUGAAGUCGCCAUCAUCGGGCAAUGCAAGUGCCAUGGCCCAUCCGCCGCUGACCAGGAGCGCCACCACCGCGGCGCAGCCGGAUGAGGCUUUCCUCGACAUGCUGAUGCGUUGCCAGGGCUCAAGGCUGGAGGAGCAGCGCUCGGAAUUGCCGCGUCCAAAUGUGACAAUGGAUGCGGAGGCACCACAGCCGCAGGCCCCCGAGGCCGGUGGACAGGCCGGACGUGGGGCCACGGUGCCCGAUGAGGACUUCUUCUCGCUGAUCAUGAAGGUGCAGAGCGGACGCAUGGAGGAUCAGCGGGCAUCGAUACCGUUCGGCGGCUUCCGGAAUGCGAACAACAACCAAAACAACAAUCGGAACAACAAUGGAGCAGCCGGCGGAGCUGCCAAGUAGGCAUCCCAGGCGCAGUAAAUGAAGUUGAGAUGAUGUCCAGAAAAGUCCAAAAUCCAAAAACUCAAUCCUAUCAGUCCAUCCCUGGCAGCAGCAGCUCCUUCUGAUUCCGGAUUUCUGAUUCCUGAUUCAUUUGUUAUACGUACAUUUUACAUUUUACGGCCAAAUUUCUGCGUCAUUAUUGUGGGGCACUGGGCCGCUAACCCUUUUGUUCUUUUAUAAGAUUUAUACACAAAAAAAACAAACAAACCAUUUAUUUAUGAUGAAUAGCAACUAACAAAAGUAACCAAAUAUUAGAGUGAAAAAUCGAGAGAAAACUUCCGGGCAAUGCCCCACCCAUCCAUCAAUCAUUCGACCACUCAUUCAUCCCAAAGUUUAGCGAUGAUAUUGCACACAAUACGUUACAAUACAAUACACGAGUUUUACGAUAGUAAAAAUGUUUGAAUUGCAUGCAAAAACAAAGAAAAAAACACUAUAUAGCUUAAGCCGCGCAACAGUAAAAAGUAUUCCCGAUUUGCUCAAUAUUGUUGAUGGAAACCGAAGUCUUCUUGGGUAGAACAUUACACUUUCUAACAUUCACAGUCUAACUCUUAAGUUUUACUCUUAAUCAAACCGAUCUACACAAAUAAGCAAUGCAUUUUUCUAAAAGAGAAAACCACACACUAAUCAAAAGAACUUUCCAAUUGUAACCCUAUGAGUAUUGCAUUUUUCUAUCCGAGAGGAGAGCUCUUACAAUUUUUUUAGAAUAUUAAUUAACAAAAAAAAAAACAAAGAGAGAGAAUAAGAGCUGUUCAGGUUUCUCUUUAUGGCCUGGCGCUUGUGGUUUAGCAUAAAGCUACGAUAUUGAUAUAUAAUAUACACAUACUACACACAUAUACGACAUACAUAUGAAGAACAGAUUAAAUAUACCUAUAGUUACUCACACACACAAUUAUACAAAUGCGAAAUGCAAAACAAAACUGAGUUCGAAUUGCACGAGAAAUGAAGCCAAAAUUGAAUUGAAUAUGGAUUAAAGUUGUACGAAAGAUAGACGUACGUUUCAUGAAGCUAAUCACCGUAAUGAUAACGAUCAUCGAUCAUUAUACGAUUAUACAAAUACGAGUACGCGCAAUGUGUAUUAUUAAACAUUAAAAAUCAAAACUUGUUUGCUG
Messenger RNA from Drosophila pseudoobscura, 3353 nucleotides. It is a transcript of the gene pins, whose product is annotated as G-protein-signaling modulator pins. The coding region runs from base 259 to 2205 and encodes 648 amino acids. The record is from RefSeq and is a predicted model, not a curated record. Gene Ontology annotation, biological process: establishment of mitotic spindle orientation. Lineage: Eukaryota; Metazoa; Arthropoda; Insecta; Diptera; Drosophilidae. The transcript has 2 exons. Gene Ontology annotation, cellular component: cell cortex. Gene Ontology annotation, molecular function: G-protein alpha-subunit binding; GDP-dissociation inhibitor activity.